GACUUAUUUCGGGUCUUACCCUACCUUACCUUACCUUACCUUACCUAACAACUGCCUAGCCGCCUCUCCAGAUCUCGUACCGUUAAUCUCCACGUCGUAUGGCGAGGCUCUGGAGAGGACGCGGGGAAGGAUCAUCAGACCAAGCACAACGGAGCCCGCGAACGGAAGCUAGGCCUAGCCUCCCCGGGAGAGCAAUCUUGUGCAUCGCCAAGACUAAUAUAGAGGUUUUGAUUACUCUUAGUACACUCCAUCAUAUGUGUCGCACGACUACAGACUCUUCACCGCCGAUUACAUUAUCCGACCAUCACUCGUGGUGUGUCAGUUGCGCCGUUGGCCAGUUUAAGACAGGCCCCUACGAGUACCGUAGAGGAAGAGAGCCGGGUUUACCUAAGACUCAACUUACGCGUCUCAAGCACACAUGAGCGAGCUCAGGGCUGUCGCAAUAGCGCAGGCCUGCGGCACAGUUUGAUCACAAUCCAAUAAGCAGUACCAAGUAAAAAUAACGUCACUAACGGAAGCUAUUCAAGGAAGAAGAAAUGAAUCUGGCCCGGUCCUGGCUAGAACCAUCUAGCUAUCCAUCCACCAGUCUAACUACGACGGCCUUUUGACCCAAAAGCCAACGCAACGGUAUGUAGCAGCCACGGAGAUAUUUUUGACAGCCAGCUAGCCAUGGAGUGUCGUACUUGAUGAUGCCUCGUGAGUGCCAUGCCGUGCCUUGUUCCUGGAGACCAUGGGGGAAAGCAACCCUCCGCAUCGGCAAGCGAUCCGUACCCCAAGCGUUGGAGAAGGAGGAGAAGAAAAAAAAAUUUCAAAGAAAAAAAGGAUAGUGCCCCCCCCCCGCAGCGAGACUAUGACCUUAUGAACCCUCGUGUCCUCCUCGCCGGCUAAAUGGCGCGCAGUCGAGGCGUGCCGAGUAGAUUUAACCGGCGAGUUUACCCAAGGCCCUGAGAGCCCGUCGGGACUCCUACGGAGCAGGGGGCGGCAGCCCGCCCGCCUUCACAGAACCCUGGAACCGAUCUCCCGGGAUCUUUGGGACGGAACUUACGGGGAAUUAUGUAGGGGCGUGCCGCUACGCAGCCAGCUAGUUCCGCCGCGAUGGCUUUUUUUUUUCGGCUGCGGCAAUGUAGGUAUCUAUCGCGAACCCGUUAGCCGGCGAGUUUACAACCACGAACGACCCAACAGCCUAGAUCCAAGGCAACUCCAGGGGUUGGCGACUAUCCCCCCUUGGGUCGCCACCCGAGGAGAUUAGGAGUUCCAUCAAUAUAUAUAUUAAUUAUAUCUCCAUAAAAUAGACUACAGCCUACAGGCGACGUGUAUGUGCAAUACGUGCGUAGGGGCUCCAG
This is a messenger RNA of Daldinia loculata, 1343 nucleotides long. RefSeq lists its product as uncharacterized. The record is from RefSeq and is a predicted model, not a curated record. The transcript has a single exon. The coding region runs from base 99 to 422 and encodes 107 amino acids. NCBI's taxonomy places the organism in Eukaryota, Fungi, Ascomycota, Sordariomycetes, Xylariales, Hypoxylaceae.